This is a messenger RNA of Geosmithia morbida, 1569 nucleotides long. RefSeq names its product ZnF C2H2. The annotation marks the transcript as partial. The record is from RefSeq and is a predicted model, not a curated record. The transcript is spliced from 3 exons. Lineage: Eukaryota; Fungi; Ascomycota; Sordariomycetes; Hypocreales; Bionectriaceae.
GAUUACAGCUAUGCUCAGACUACCGUCCCUCAUACCUCUGGAAUGUUUUGCUUCUCUCAGACAGAACCAUCGACGGACCUAAUGAACGGUUCGUCAUGGGCAACAUCCACAGAAGGACCACGGAACUUUCCGGACUUUGCAGACAGUGGAUCGUCCCACUCGGGAGAGAACGAUGAGUUCGUCGUGAUGUCCGGAAGCACAACCCCCAGAGGAUCAAGAUUGAACCGCACAAGGCCCAACGGUUCAUGGACUGCCGCAGGACUCUCUCAGGCUUCUGUUGAUGGACAUGCCAUGUCCCGGAUAGACUCUAGCCGAUCCUCUGGAUCUAUGCUAUCACAUUCAUCACACUCGUCCAACUUGGACGUUGCAGGUAAUGCUUCUGCUUUUCGCCACGGAUCUCACGUUACCGGAACCAUGGUCGGAGCCGAUGCAUGCCUUUUGAUGGACCCUGAUACCACGUCCAUGUCACAAGUGUACUGGCCUACCUACGGUCUGGACAUGGAGAACACACCCCUCUCGAUGCCGGAAGCCAGCCCGAUGCACGUGGUGCCGUCGCAGAUGCAGUUUGGACCUGACGCGAACCUCGCGGACAACACUUCGCCAGGCUCUUGGGCCAACUUCCCUGUAUCUGUGACCCGGACCUCUUCCCCCGCCACUAUCGACGAGACGUGGAUACACGGCCAGGGCCCCAUCAGCCCCCCCAACUCAUCGCCCGAGCUCCACUGCCAGUCUCCGAGUAGUAUGGACUUUGGCAACCAGAUGAACAUUCACGGCGAGGUGAAUGCCACUGGUAUCCCGGGCCUCCCCGAGGGCUUGGCUCUGGCGAGCCCGAUGAGCAACCGCCGGGAGAGCGAGAGCGCCAGGAACCAUGACCUGUACAAGAACGCCAAGCCGCAGGAGGACGGUCUCUUCCACUGCCCCUGGGAGGGAUCUGCCUCCUGCAUGCACAAGCCUGAGAAGCUCAAGUGCAACUACGACAAGUACGUCGACUCCCACCUGAAGCCUUACCGGUGCAAGGAUGCCAUGUGCGAGGGCGCUCAGUUCUCAUCGACGGCUUGCCUCCUCCGCCACGAGCGCGAGGCCCACGGCCUGCACGGUCACGGCGACAAGCCCUUCCUCUGCCACUACGAGGGAUGUGAGCGUGGCGUUCCCGGCAACGGAUUUCCCCGCCAGUGGAACCUCAAGGACCACAUGAAGCGCGUGCACAAUGACCACGGCAGCUCCGGUGGAUCUCCGGCCAACGGCUUGAGUCAGCAACCGACCAAGGGCCGCAAGAGAAAGACAGACGUCUCGGAGAACCAGGCGCCCACCAGCCGCAAGGCGUCCCAGAAGAACAUGCCGGUCAAGGAGCCUCGCCAGACUGCCUCCAACAAGCCCCCUCUGUUGGAGCAGUGGAUGGCCAGCCGAUCCAGGGUCGAGGAGAUGGUUCGCGGCCUCAGCAGCCCCACGGACGUCCGCACGAUCCAGCAGAUUACCGACAUCCAGCACCAGCUGGCCGGCCUGACGCAGCUGGCCGCCGAGCUCGGCCCUCUCGGCGAGCACCACGCCAACAUGAUGACAACCGGUUGA